This is a messenger RNA of Racocetra persica, 484 nucleotides long. Lineage: Eukaryota; Fungi; Glomeromycota; Glomeromycetes; Diversisporales; Gigasporaceae. The record is from the annotation of a GenBank genome assembly.
GAAAGUUGAAUUACGAGGUCAUCAUGUGAUAGUCGAUCCACCAACCCCACCAGGCUUUGAAACUUCAGUUCAAAUCACCGCUUCAGGCUCAAGAAGUAGUUUGAAAAAUAAAAAGGAUACGCAAAUUAGUCAAACAGAUAAAGAUCAAGAACAACUUAAGAGAAAACUCGGGAAUCAGCUAUCGCACCUGGAAAAAAAUAUACCUAUGAGCGUAAUCAUGUUAUGGCUGAGCGGAAACAGUGUACAAAUAUUCAGUGUUAUGAUCACAGGAAUGCUUUUUUUCCAACCAAUAAAGGCCAUGAUGAGCAUAGAAAGUGUAUUUGAAAGAUACGAAUCAAUAAAAUCCGGAUCUUUAAUAUGGCAAAAACUUGUAUAUGUUCUUUUGCAACUUUUUACAAUGGGUCUCGGAUUAUAUAAGUGUUUUUCUAUGGGACUUUUGCCAACUGCAACUUCUGAUUGGUUGGCAUUCAUGGAACCUAAACAG